AUGGAGGAAGUAGAGCUCGGCAGCGUUAAUAACGAGUCUGGGCUGGUUAUGAAGGAGGGAGGGUAUGCGGACAAAACGACGCAACAGCGGCGGAGGAAACUAGCGACAACCUUUGGAACGCAAGUUGACGCUAUCAUGCGGAGAAAUCUCGCUUACCAGAAGCGCAAUUGGGGCAGCAACCUGUGUCUGGUGAGCCUGCCGGCCUUCAUGUGCCUCUUCCUCUUCCUCAUCCAACUCCUCAUCGCCAACGUUCUCAACGCGCGCUUCAAGUGCGGCUGCGGCUGCCCCACUGAGUUCAAGAACCCCGACGGGUCCUGUCAGCCCGGAAAAAAAGUCUGCGGCCCACAGUACACCGACAAGCUCGGGCAGAUUGCUUUUUGCGAGUUCCCACACCCGCCAGCCUGGCCGGCGUUUCUGCAGGUGCCGGAGGAGAAAUUCCGGGCGGCGGACUGGGGGUCGGGCGGCGGCCUGCCGCCCAGCAGCUGCCGGGUGAAGCCGGCGAAUUUCUCGAUUGAUGAGUCGACGAGCAUGGAGGGCAACGGGACAUACCCGUGCUUUAACUCGGUCUUAUACACGGGACAGAACCGGCGGAUUGCUGACAGCAUUGGCUCCAAGCUCAUCCCAGACGUGCCUCUCUUUUCCCUCCAAACCGCCAAGAAGAAGCAGAGCGUCAUGCUCUACCUCACCGACCCUCCCUUCAACCAAACCUCGCCGCCAGCCUCAGCAGCGCCAGGCUUGGGACCCCCCCCGCCCGCCACAGCAGCAGCCGCAGGUCCGGCAGCGAGGAGAGGCCUGAGGAGGGUCGAAGAGGUGCUUCCAGCAAACGUGGUGCGGCGAGUGAUUCAAGAAGCAAGCAAAUGGGAAACCGCCACGCGCACGGGUUGCGGUGCCUCUGUCAAUCCCGCCCGUAACCCCCAUCGGGCACUGCAAGCCAGCGGUAACCCCCAUCGGGCACUGCAAGCCAACGAUAACUGGGAGACUGACGCAGGCUCGGGCGGUGGCAGCUUCGGCAGCGGCGGUAGCAGCGGCGGGGGGGGGAGCGGCGCGCUGGGGGGCAUGGCGGGCGGGUUCGGCAACAUGACCAGCGCAACCGGGCCAAACGCGACGAAUUUCGGCGUGUUCAAUUACACAAACACCUCCUACAUGAUCCCAGCGAUCACCUACGACAUGGCGUAUGUCCCCCCCGGGUCCAGCACCCUGCGCGGGUGGUCGCUGUACACAGAGGAGGCGCUGGUGGGGUCGGCAACGACGGGGAAAGCGAGGAAUGUGACGAUUUACCUGAUUCAGCCCAGCUGCGCCAAGUACAGCCUCCUGCCUCAGAGCUCCAACAUCACGUUUUCCGGCUUCAAUAUGACCAUCCGCAUUGAGUGUCUGGUAACGCUCUCCCUAUGGCGCCCCAACACGACUAACAUAAACGAUGAUCUCUACAAGGGGUACUACCAGGGCAACCCCUCCAACCUCCCCAACCAGUACAUGUCCGCCUACGACUUUCAAAACUCCUCCUCCUCGCUCUUCCGCACCCAGAUCUGGUACAACGCCUCCUUCUCCCGCGCCUUCGCCCUCGGCGGCUCCUCCGCGCUCAUCCGCUUCCCCCGCUCCAUGAACCUCGCCGCAAACGCGUUUGUAAAAGCGCUGCUCAACCCGAACGCCACGAUUCCUCUCCUGUACCUGAAGGAUUUCCCCCGGCCGCAGGAUUCGGUGGGGUUGGAUUCCGCGACGCUGCUUGGACCGCUGUUUUACCUGUGGAUGCUGCAGCUCCUGUACCCCGUGUUCACGUCGAGCCUGGUGUAUGAGAAGGAGAAGAACCUGAGGAUGAUGAUGCGCAUGCAUGGGCUCAAGGACGGGCCCUACUGGCUCAUCUCCUACUCGUACUUCACCAUCAUUUCCGUCAUCUUCAUCGCCGUCUUCCUUAUCGCCGGCUUCAUCGUCCAGCUAAAGAUGUUCACGGCCAAUCCGGUCGGGCUGCAGCUGCUAGCCUACGGCGUGUUCAUCUUCAUGCAAAUGUCCUUCUCCGUCCUCACCUCCACUGCUUUCAACAACUCCAAAGUGGCCACGGUCGUCUGCUACUUCUACGUGUUUGGCUCAGGGCUCAUGGCUAAUUUCCUCUUCCGCCUCUUUCUCGACUCUGAGAGCGCCUCAACCGGGGUGUUGAUCGCCCUGCAGCUCAUCCCGGCCUUCUCCAUCUACCACUGCCUCUACGAGUUCGCCUCGUCAGCAUACGACGCGGCCGUGAUGAAUGGAACCGGCACGCUGACGUGGCAGACGGCCCAAAACGCGGGAUUCUUCACAGCAGUCCUCAUCCUCGCUAUAGAGGCGCUCGUUUUCCUGCUAGUGGGGCUGUAUUUGGACCAGGUGGUGGCGGUGGGUAGCGGCGUGCGGAAGCAUCCCCUGUUGGGGCUGCAGAAGCUGUUUAAGAAAGGCAAGAGGCAGGACGCGAGGAGGAGCAGUUCCAUGGAGGAGGGAGCGGGCGACGAGGAUAAACCUGAUGUCAUGGAAGAGCGAGCGCUGGUGGACUCUCUGUUGCAUUCCGACUCGGAGCAGCCGCCGUCCUCGCCGCACUACUCCAUCAUCUGCGACCGUCUCAGGAAGGUCUACCCCGGCCGCGACGGCAACAAGCAGAAGGUGGCUGUGCGGGACCUCUCAGUCGCCGUGGCGAGAGGGGAGUGCUUCGGCAUGCUGGGGCCGAACGGGGCGGGCAAGACGACGACGCUGAGCAUGAUGAUGGGGUUCCUGCAGGCUAGCGAGGGAGCUGCGAUCAUUGAAGGCAUGGGGAUUGUGGAUGACAUGGACGCGAUUUACUCCAUCAUGGGCGUGUGCCCACAGCACGACCUGCUAUGGGAGCAGCUGACGGGCAGGGAGCAUCUGCUCUUCUACGGGCGCCUCAAGAACCUGCGGGGGCAGGAGCUGAAAGACGCAGUGGACAAGUCCCUCAAGAGCGUGAACCUGCUGGCAGGGGGUGUGGGAGACAAGGUGUCGAGCCAGUACAGCGGCGGCAUGAAGAGGCGCCUGAGCGUCGCCAUCUCCCUUAUAGGCAACCCCCUUGUUGUGUAUAUGGAUGAGCCCAGCACCGGGCUGGACCCCGCUUCCCGGAAGCUUCUGUGGGACGUAGUGAAGGCUGCCAAGAAGGACCGAGCGAUCGUGUUGACAACCCACUCCAUGGAAGAGGCUGAAGCUCUCUGCGACAGACUGGGCAUUUUUGUGAGCGGUCAGUUCGAGUGCAUCGGUAAUGCACGCCAGCUCACCACGCGUUACGGCGGGACGUAUGUGCUGACGCUUACCACGCCUCUGGAGGAAGAGGAGAACAUCGGGCGGGUCGUAAACUCCAUCUGCCCGAACGCGAAGCGGAUCUACAGCCUGGCGGGCACGCAAAAGUUUGAGAUGCCCAUGGCUGAGGUGGAAGUUGCAGAUGUGUUUGCGACGAUUGCAUCGGUGCGCGACCAAAUGUCGAUCAGGGCAUGGGGGUUCACCAACACCACUCUUGAAGACGUUUUUAUCAAGAUUGCCAAGACUGCGCAAGCUACACCAGUAUGA
This is a messenger RNA of Closterium sp. NIES-65, 3531 nucleotides long. The record is from the annotation of a GenBank genome assembly. NCBI's taxonomy places the organism in Eukaryota, Viridiplantae, Streptophyta, Zygnematophyceae, Desmidiales, Closteriaceae.